Messenger RNA from Exophiala xenobiotica, 510 nucleotides. RefSeq lists its product as uncharacterized. Gene Ontology annotation, cellular component: P-body; RNA polymerase II, core complex. The transcript has 4 exons. Gene Ontology annotation, biological process: positive regulation of nuclear-transcribed mRNA poly(A) tail shortening; transcription initiation at RNA polymerase II promoter; DNA-templated transcription. The coding region runs from base 1 to 510 and encodes 169 amino acids. NCBI's taxonomy places the organism in Eukaryota, Fungi, Ascomycota, Eurotiomycetes, Chaetothyriales, Herpotrichiellaceae. The record is from RefSeq and is a predicted model, not a curated record. Gene Ontology annotation, molecular function: single-stranded RNA binding; single-stranded DNA binding; translation initiation factor binding.
AUGUUCUUCCUUCGCUAUCUCGAAAGAGAGAUCAGCAUCCAUCCGUCAUUCUUUGGCAACAGUGUGCAUGACAGAUUGAGAGAUCAACUGUACGCAGAUCUGGAAGGAAGCUGCAAUGGAGAGUACUACAUUGUGUGCAUAAUGGACAUUUACAACAUCUCUCCGGGAAAAGUGAGGCCUGGUUCGGGAGAGGCGCACUUUACAAUCCUCUACCGCGCGAUUUUGUGGAAGCCGUUCAAGGGAGAAACAAUUGACUGCGCUGUCACAUCGGUCAAGCCACAAGGCAUCUUUUGUGAGGCUGGACCAUUGACAGUGUUUGUUUCAAAAAUGCAUCUGCCACCUGAUAUGCGACACAACCCGGAUGCCACUCCGCCCCAGUACUCGAACAACGCGGGGGAUGUGAUUGAGAAGGGAUCUGCUGUCAGAGUUCAGCUCAUCGGCUUGCGAAGCGACGUGGGCAACAUGUAUGCUGUGGGCAAGAUGUCCGCCCAGUGGUUCGGUCCACUAUGA